Molecule: messenger RNA, 1038 nt
Organism: Lathyrus sativus (Indian pea)
Lineage: Eukaryota; Viridiplantae; Streptophyta; Magnoliopsida; Fabales; Fabaceae
Source: the annotation of a GenBank genome assembly
AUGGGAGAAGGAGAAAAUUGUCAGUUGGGGACUCUCGGUGCGUUGAGUCUAUCGGUGGUUUCAUCGGUGUCGAUUGUCAUCUGUAACAAGGCGUUGAUGAGUUCACUGCAAUUUAUUUUCGCUACAACUUUGACAAGUUGGCAUCUUCUUGUUACAUUUUGUUCUCUACACGUGGCACUAAAAAUGAGACUUUUUGAGCACAAGCCGUUUGAUCAAAAAGCUGUGAUGGGAUUUGGAAUUCUCAAUGGAACUUCAAUUGGACUUUUGAAUUUGAGCUUAGGUUUCAAUUCUGUUGGCUUUUAUCAGAUGACAAAGCUAGCAAUAAUUCCAUGUACUAUUCUGCUGGAGAUCAUUUUCCUUGGCAAGAAAUUCAGUAGAAGAAUACAAUUUUCCCUUGUAAUUCUUCUUUUCGGCGUUGGAAUUGCAACCGUUACCGAUUUGCAACUCAAUGCACUGGGCUCUUUCUUAUCUCUUCUAGCAGUGAUAACAACUUGCGUUGCUCAAAUUAUGACAAAUACGAUCCAGAAAAAGUUUAAAGUUUCUUCUACUCAACUUUUAUAUCAAACAUGUCCGUAUCAAGCAGCAACCUUGUUGAUAAUCGGGCCAUAUAUGGAUAAAGUUCUCACUGACCUAAAUGUUUUUUAUUUCAAGUACACUACACAAGUGACGUUUGUCAUUGUUCUUUCAUGCCUUAUCUCAAUCUCAGUAAACUUUAGUACAUUUCUUGUAAUCGGAAAGACAUCUCCGGUCACUUACCAGGUUCUUGGACAUCUUAAGACAUGUCUUGUAUUAGCUUUUGGCUACGUUAUUGUUCGUGACCCUUUUAGUUGGAGGAACAUAUUGGGAAUUAUGGUGGCCAUGGUUGGGAUGCUUUUAUAUUCCUACUCUAGCAUUCUUGAGAAUCAACAAAAAGCAGUUGAAAUGACAUUACAAGCACCACAGGCAAGAGAAGGUGAAUUGGAUCCUCUCAUUAAUGUGGAAAAUGGAGCUACAAUAUUGAACAAAAGGCCCCUUAUUUGGAACAAAGAAAAAGACUAG